Molecule: messenger RNA, 1698 nt
Organism: Ostreobium quekettii
Lineage: Eukaryota; Viridiplantae; Chlorophyta; Ulvophyceae; Bryopsidales; Ostreobiaceae
Source: the annotation of a GenBank genome assembly
AUGGACAGUGACGGCCCGAGCCGGCAGGCGUCCGUGGCGGAGUACGUCAUCAAUGAAUUUCAAGCAGUGGCGAAGAUCUUGCUGGAGAAAGCGACUCCCCAGGUUCCGCUGUAUGCAACUCCGGAGUAUGCCCGGUAUGACAAGCUCUUGAAAUGCCUGAGGCUGGUUGGCAAAGCCAACGUUCCUGCCGUGUUCGAUGCCCUGUGGGCUUGGAGGGCGCGCAUGGAGGAGCGGUUGUCGGGCGUCGUGGAUACCAUCAGUAUCCAGUGCAGAAGGGCAGUUAUUGAGUGCACACUGAUGGAGACAUGCCUACAGCUUCUUGAGGAAUUGCCUCCACCAUGCUCAAGUGUUCUUGGCAAGGGAGCAGAGGAACUGGAAAGGCUGGCCUUCAGUUUGGCAAUAAGUGCAGAGCAGAUCAUAUCUCGUCCUGAAGCUGGCCAGCAUCUGCAACGUGUUGUGGCAUUGAGCAGCCAUGUCAUUGGUGCCUUGGCACGCGGACGGCUAGAGGCAGUCUCAGCAAUGUUCUUCAGAAUGCUGGAGAACAGAAUCCACUCUGAGAGCACAACACACCGGCAGGAGAUCAUUGCCCUGUGUGCAGCAAUGAAGCACGUCCGGCUGUCGUUCGACUCUGAGCAUGAAAUGGCUGCAGCAGUCAACUUCCUGCAGCAUGCAAACCCCCUUCGGCAUGCUAACAUACCCAUGAAGAAAAGUCAGGUUCAUCAUGCUCUGGCGUCCAUGCUGUCGUCCAUUCUUUUGCCCCUGGUUGUCGCUGAUGUUCCUCGCAGGGGUGCAGAGCAUGUCAGGGUUCACUUGGACAAGUGGUUCAAGACUGUUGCCACAAUUGAGAAGAGCACAACUGACUGGGCAGUAAAAAAAUCGAAGCACGUCCAGGAUGGCUAUCCACUGAUGACAUAUCUAGUCUGUUUGGAGGAGGAUGCUACAUUCUUUCAGACCAGCAACCGCCUGGUGAAGAAGUUGCACAAGCAGCUCAGACUCAAGGAGUGCCGUGCUCUGACAAUAGACUGCCUAAUUCAGUGCAUCCAAUGUUGGCUGCAUAGGUCAUCUCAGGCCAGGAGUGGUGCUGUAGAGUCCAAGCACAUGUGGUUGGAGAGAGUGUGCAAACCUGUGACAUCCAGUGUGAAGAAAGGAUUUCUCACAACAACAGAACAACAGGACCUUGUUGUCAAGAUGUGUCUUGUCAUAUGCGAUGUUGCUCCAGAUUUUGCUGUAGAGCACAUCAUAUUGGGUUUGCUUGAGUGUGACUCUGUGGAGGGUGUGACAACUGGGCUGAGAGCUCUGAUGGAGAUGUUGCUGUUUGAGGCUCAAAAACUUCGUGGGGCCAAGCCCAGUUCACCCUUUCGUACACCAACACUGCGUGCCUCCCUGGAUCGUCAUGAGCUGGAAGCCCAGCUGCUGAGCUAUGUGGCAGGAGGCAACCAUGCUCUGAAGCUCUUGGGGCUAUCAAACGCGAUCUCAGUUGUUACUGAACGGGUUGGGGACUUGAUGGACACAUAUCGACAUCAAUUUGGCAACAUGGCUUUGACAAACAACCCGAAGAGUUUCCCAGAUAUGCAAACCAAGGACCUCAUGAGCGGGAUCAAUGCCUUUUGCUGGGCUUUGCGACUGGUGCCUUACAUUGUUCCCCAGUGCCUCAUGAGGGAUGGGCUUGCGGAGGUGCUGCCAUUGUCAGUGCCAUGA